Molecule: messenger RNA, 725 nt
Organism: Triticum aestivum (bread wheat)
Lineage: Eukaryota; Viridiplantae; Streptophyta; Magnoliopsida; Poales; Poaceae
Exons: 1
Coding region: 93-632 (179 amino acids)
Source: RefSeq, a predicted model, not a curated record
UCCCAGUAACCUACCUGAUUGCAAGCCUGAGGCACCAUAGCUUGCUACUUAUUUCCUUUCAUAACCAGCUCGGCCAUCUCCAGAACCAAAAGAUGAAGAUCGGGAAAGCUCCUGAGCUCCUGAAGAAGGCUGCAGCGAUGUGCAAGAGCAAGACCACCAGGUUUCUCAUCCUUGCCUCGCUCCAGCGUCGUAGGAUGGCUACGGCUGCUGUGGUCUCCCGCAAGAUCGACACGCUCAUUGUGGCCGACUGGGAGAGAGCAGACCGCCACAAGGCUCUUGCGCUGGGCAUGGUCGAGAAGAGACCGGUUAUCGUCCAUGAGAGUGAAUUUGAGGCCAAUUUCUCUCAUCGCUUGGCGAUGUUCGGUCAAGAUAAUGGUCAUGAUUGCUUUCCAGCUGACCGAACACUGCAUCCCCUCUUCAACGAGGACCACGAGAAUUGUCGUUACACUGACGAUGAUGAUGUGGUACUUGAUUCAUGUGAUCAAGAUGAUGACGAUGAGCCAUCGGUCAUGGAUGUGAUCAAGAGAAACCGAGAAGUUGAAGGGUUGGAGUUCAACAUGGAGGAGGAUAUUGAUCAAGCUGCUGAUAUGUUCAUUAGGAGGUUCCGGCAACGGCUGAACGAGGAAUUUUAGGGUCUUGUUUGCACAUGCAUGUGCCUCGGUCUAGCGAGUUGUCUUCUUUUUAGGUGCCAACAAAUUAGAAAAUUUUGUAGAAAUCAAUGUGAG